This is a messenger RNA of Diaporthe citri, 1611 nucleotides long. RefSeq lists its product as uncharacterized. Lineage: Eukaryota; Fungi; Ascomycota; Sordariomycetes; Diaporthales; Diaporthaceae. The coding region runs from base 1 to 1611 and encodes 536 amino acids. The record is from RefSeq and is a predicted model, not a curated record. The transcript is spliced from 2 exons.
AUGCCUACGAAUCGCACCGCGCGUGGCGUCAAAAGCAGCAAGGGAGACGCGAAGAAGCGCACCGCUGCGGAGAAGAAACAAGACCACAUUGAUGCGGUCAUAGAGAGAACUAAUGAGGUUCUCCCCACAGUCAUCGAGGAACCAAUCCAGAACAGCGUUGACGAUUACGCGAAACACGAUGACCCUCAAGCAAAACAGACAGACAUGAUCGCGAAGUUCACGUCCCUGAUCCCACGGCCGACCUUUGACGACGCGUGGACCGAGCAAGACGAAGAGAACCUCAAACAAGAGGCAGAGAGAGAUGCCCAGUUCCAGCACCGCUGUACCUAUCAGGACUACGUGAACUCGGUUUGGAAGACGGCCUAUAAGUUUAUGGGCUGCCUAGCCACAGACAUAGUCGGGCCAAAGACCUAUCUCAGGUUCCACAGCGACCACCCAGUAUUCAAGGGGGACCCUGGCAAGCUGGCACUGGCAAUCCAGUGGACAGUGAUCUGUCGCACAAAGGACCGUCGCAGAUGGCGGCUGAGUGGGUGCGGCAGCGAUGACCCAUUCCUCAGCAUCCUGAAGGCGGUGGUUGAGCGGUCCCAGGAUGGAACAAAGAGUCCCAGAAUGCUACGGCGUAUGGCCUUGGGCAUAUACAAGGAGAGGCACCCCACUCAGGGAUUCCAAGACCCUCUCUGGAACCAGUUCCUCCAACGAAUCGAGGAGCAAGCGCCAAAGAAGAAGUCUCCCGUGGAGCAGGAGGUGGACAGCCAAGACUUUGGCGACUUGGACCUCUACAGGGUCAACGCCACUGACCUCAACAACCUCCUGGGCGCAAUAGUCAACGUCAGGAUGUUCGGAUUCCCCGUGUUCCCGGACCCGACCGCCCUGGCAAUGACGGUCCUAUACACCCGAAACCCUACCGACAUCCCGAUGAAACCACAGGUCAUAGAAGCGACCAAGGCAGCCCUGCUGGCUCACAGGCGCGAGGCGAGGCGUGCUGAGAAGUCGGGCGUGCCGGAAAUUCGUGGCCCUUCGGCUCCAUCUCAGUCGGGUGGAGCCCAAGGCGCCGCGGACAGCGAGCAAGGUGCUGGCCUUGCGUCAAAUGCUGAUUCCAGCCUCUCUGAUGGAGAGAUCGCAAAGGCUGAGGCUCAGGUCUCCAAGGACGAGGCCGAGGAGGCUGAGGAGACCGAGGAGGUCGAGGAGGAGGCCGAGGCCGCUGAGGAGAAACAAGCCCCCAGGCGAAGUACUCGUCAGAAGGCCAAGAAGAAGAUCAGCACCCCAGUGGUCCUCACAUCCAACGACGGAGAUAGUGAAGAGUUCAGAUUCACGCCCCCGUCACCCAAAAGACCACGGCCAAGCCGCGCUCAAAAGAAAUCAACAGGCCAAAAGGUAGAUUUCUUCAUCAACAUCCCUGUGAGGAGCGUGUCGAGCUCGCAGGCCAAGGAUGGAUCCGCAGGAGCUGCGGAGGGUGCCGCGACCACUGGGGGUGUUGACAUGGACGACGACCUCAUGCAGGAUGACGCUGGUGUCCAAGAUCUUGGUGAGAUCGAACUGGGCGAAUCGGAACACAACUUGAUGAGCCAGUCGGACGGGAACAAUGCAGGUUCCCCCGUGAAGAGACCAUAA